AUGGGGCUAUCCAACCUGGUGUCGACGAUGCGCAGUGCCAAGGAGACCAUCGCGAAUUGGGCCCUAUGGAUGCGACGCCUGCGCAGAGCGAGCACAGAACGCAUGACCUGCGAGCUCUGCCGCACCUCCCUGUCCGCCCCCCUCUUCUGGAAGACGCAGCCGAUCGCCUUGGACCUCGAGGAGGCAGCUUGCGGGCACAAGGGCCAGGAAAAGGCCGUGACGGAGCCCUGCGUGAAGGCACUUAGUGAGCGGCGCCAGGAAAAUCGUGGCAUCCUGGCUGCGCGUCUCCGCAUUCAGUGCUUUAUCAUGUCUUCCCUUGUCUCCGAAGCAUUCCACAUCGCCGGGGAGGCCUCCGGCGACCAUCCUACAUCGCAGUCCAUCAAGGAGUUCUUCGAGCGUGUGGAUCAGACCGCCAUUGCGGCGGCGGCGAAGCGUCUGAAGAAGCAAGGCGAGGAGCACACGUACGCCGCCAUCGCGACUGCGCGCCCGUCGCGGAACGCGCUGGACGACGCGCCCGAGCGGAGGCGGCUGGAUUUUGCGAAGCACGUGAUAUCUUUAUCGCGCAGGCCGCAGUGGUACUACGACAAUCUCGCGCGGUGUGACCUCUGCAACUCUGUCCACCCUCGGGCUCAGAAGACGGCGCAAGACGUGGCGCUUGCGCGGAGGGGGAAGAAAGGAUGGAUGAGCAAAGGCUCUCAGGCGCAAUCGCAGCACCUCCGCGGCCCCAAACGCCACCUCAAGUUGAAUAGCUCUGACGCGGCGCGGGCGCGGCGGGUCCCGGUCUUCGCGCGCGGGAAGCUCCACAUCGAGCCGCUGCCUGGCGAUUUCCUUGGGGAGACUCCGCUAGGGGCCGAGAUCAUGGUGGCGAAGGUGCGGGCUGCUCUAAAUGUGCGGUUUCCCGGGGGCGGCCGGCUGCCUCGCGCGCUCGCGGACCGUGGGGGCGGCAUCUGCAGCGCCGGCUCGGGGGCAAUCGCCGAGGAGUACCGCGGGGCGUUGCGGCGCCACGACCUGAGGGCAUUUUUCCCCGCGGACGUUUCUGCGCUGCCCAGCCAGCUCCAGCAGGUCAUGCCCCGCGAGACCGCGGCGUCGUGGACGCGGGACAGGCACGCGAAAACGCCCCCGAUGCGGUGCUGGGAGGAGACCUCGGAGGCGCACCGCGCCCGGCUGAAGGCCUGCGCGGCGCAAGUCAAUUGCGCCUGUGACGUCGACGGCCUGCGCCGCGAGCUGCCGCCCAGAGUGAAGGACCUGGACCGCCGCCGGGGAGACCGCCUCGCCAAGUGA
Molecule: messenger RNA, 1281 nt
Organism: Prorocentrum cordatum
Lineage: Eukaryota; Dinophyceae; Prorocentrales; Prorocentraceae
Source: the annotation of a GenBank genome assembly